ACCGCACGGCGAAAUUCGUGCCGCUUACGAUCGACUUCUGGACGUAGCCUGACAAAUGUUCCGCGAUCGAUGAUGUGAUGUGGAAAAGUUGAGACCACUGGCCAGUAGACUAUGGACAGGUAGGAUCAGUUUUGACUUUUACUGCUUGGCAUACAUUUGACUGUACGCGAGUGGGCUUGAGUACAUAAGCUCUCCGGCCGAGCUAAGAUCUUCUUCUUGCCUCAGCUGCCGGGACUUCAAGCCGGGGAAGGGGGAAGGAGGAGGGAGGUAUUGUUGUCUUGUGUCGCGAAUGUGGGGUGGAAUCUGCACACUGGCAAAAGCCUAGAACGAAUCGACUGUCUUGCUGUUCGUGGGUGGAACACAUUGGGCACACUUAGGUCUCAGGUCUGGGAGCAGGUAGUUAGUUGAUGGUGAUUUCAGUGCAGGAAGUGAACAUUUUGGGCUAGAGGAGUGUAGUUGUCUGUUUGAUUCGAAGCGACGUUUCAUCCAAUUUUCUCUGCGUCGGUGAGAAGGGUUCAGAAAUGUGCUCUGGAAUCAGGUUCGACCUGAAUCGUAAGUAAUUUCUCACGAGGAUCGUCAUUCGAUUUUGAGUCUCUGGGGAUUUUAGGGAACAGGGCAGUGGAUUUCUCAGAUGAAGGAGAUCGACGUACUCCGGUGUCAGAUUCAGGAAUGGUAUCCUCGUUUCCGCCGAGUGUCUCUGCGGACGAAGAUUCACGUUCUCCCUCAAGCUUUUGUGGAUUAUCUCCUGGAAGAUGGACUUUUUCUACCCAGCUCCAGCGAAGCUAUGCCCACGCGAACCAUUGCAACGUGCCCUGAGUUGCAGAGUGAAGACUACGUUCACUGGGACGAAGAAGACGAAGAUGACGAAGAACCGGAAGUACCUUCAUUCUGCGACCUGGAGAAAGAGAUCAAAGCAUCCAUAGAGGAGUUAGGCGGGGCCGUUUUUCCCAAACUCAACUGGACGGCACCCAAGGACACGACGUGGAUCGCUACCUCUGGAAAUUUGCAGUGUAGAAAUUUUGCUGAGAUUUCGUUACUUCUGAAAGCGUCUGACAGUGUCACCCACGACCUAUUGCAUGCUUUCGAUUCAUGCGAGGAUCAGACGAAAUCCAGCCCUGAAGUCGUUGUUUUGGCCUUGAGGAAGUGGUAUGAUCUCAGGCCAGAACUUGAGUUUCGGGCCUUCGUUUUCGGUGGAUUGCUGGUCGGGAUCUGUCAAAGAGAGGUUACAGGGUUUUAUGCUUCCCUGACCGAGAAAGUGGAAGAUUACGAAGAGUUCAUAUUUGACUUCUUCUUUGACGAGAUUCGGGAUCAUUUCCCAUCCAAAGAUUAUACAUUCGAUUGUUAUGUGACCAGGGACGGGAAGGUGAAGUUAGUGGAUUUCAACACCUGGGGAGGUUCCACCUUACCCCUGCUCUUCACGUGGGAGGAGUUGCAGGAGAAUUUUGAAAAACUCAGAGCAGCUGGCCUUGUUUCCCCACAACAGACGACUCCUAUAAAUUGCGAAAUCUUUGAUGAUAGGAUCCGAAUUAGGCUGGCAGACAUGGGUUUGGAGUCUUCGGGAGGAGACGAGAGUCAAAUUGAAGCCAGAGUAGCUGGGGAGGUCCAUGAGCAACCGGUAGUCUGCGAUGUAGAGUACAGAGUGGAAUUCAGAAUAGUGACACAUGAAGGUUUGGUGCAGCCAGGUAUGAGGAUAGGUACUGGUAUACCGAUCGACUUCAUAAAUAAAGGGAACUGGGAAGAGGUAAUCAGGAAGGAAGCCGCGGAUGAAGCUCUACGAGAGCGGACCGCUGCUGGUGCCUGACAGAGCUCAGGGACAUCAGAGUAUUGUUUCUCGUCUGCUGGUGACUGACAAGAGUGUUUGAGGUUUUGAGGAAGUUGUACUGUAAUUCCUACUUUGCGACUUCCUACUCUUGUUUUCCCUGCACUGCAGCUUGUGAUGGAAGAAAUUGCUAACGGAUUGAAUGACGAUAGCUCGUAGGUUUCAGAGUCGUCUCUGAGUAUAUUUGCCCUAUCCUCUGGGCCGAAGGCUCGAGAAUCCACAUUGGCUUGAUGAGGAUAUGUGCAUUAUUGUGCUAAAUUGGCCACAUCACUAUCACAGUCUGGCACUCCGGUGGACGACGUGCGUUUCCGAGUUUGCGUGUUCUUCUUGCGCCACCGAAUGCCACAGUUGUUCUCGUGCACGUGGAACUCUUGCACGUCGCGUAGUUUGCGACGGAAAGUUUCAUGAUGACGAAUUCUGUUGCGUCGCCUUGGGUUGCAUUGCACCGCAUUGUAUGUCUAGUGACUCUAGUCCCACCACCUCCUCUGUAGCAGGAAGUCUCGUGCGGGCUAAUUACUAAAUAGUGGAACACGUGAGGGCGACAGAGGUCUAGAGUAUCGGUCUACAAGGGACUUGGUUUUUCAGCUGACAUUCUCUGAACGCCGUUUGACUUGUGUAGUUUUACGAACCUUUGCUUCGAGUCCCGUGUUCAUACCAUCGUGUGUUGAAGGGUUUGGUGAUGGACGACGCUGAAGAGAAUUGACGAUUUGACUUCAAUCAAUGGAUGACAAAAAGAUCUAGACAUAGAAACAAGUUUCUGUCUUUGUGAGAUAAAUAUUUUAUGCGGUCUUAAUUGCGGAGUUUACGAGUGCUUCUUCCCAGGCCUUCGGAUGCGUGAACUUCUAGAUCUUGCUCUGUCGAGGAAGAGUAAAGAGGAAGACCAAGAAUCAAGAAUCUAGACCCGGACUUUGGGUACGGGAAGAUCUCCUACAGAAAGGACAACUCUCUGUAGAACUAUAGCGAAGUCGUGAGCUGUGGCCU
Messenger RNA from Marchantia polymorpha subsp. ruderalis, 2800 nucleotides. Lineage: Eukaryota; Viridiplantae; Streptophyta; Marchantiopsida; Marchantiales; Marchantiaceae. The record is from the annotation of a GenBank genome assembly.